CAGACCCAGCUGUGCACUGGCCCCCGUUUGUGAUUGGUCCCUCCUUCGGAGUAAAGGGGCCAGUCUCUCAUUCAUUAUGGUAUGUGUUGUUUACCGCGAAUGGAAUAGGAACAGAGAAACAUGUGGACUUGACCGAAGCAGAGCCUUCGGUCUUUAGAUGCAGAGGGACCAUAAAGAGAGUGACAACAGGAGAUUGGUGCAAUAACGUGAAGAGACGAUAUAAAAACGGUUCUUUUUUUUGACGCAGAAAUUGAAUGCUGGGUUUCAAAGGAAAAGAAACAACCCUGCGACUGGAGCCCGGAAAAGCCAUGGCUGAGGAUGGUCAAGCCUCCCUUUGUUUUCUUCACCCUUUUGGUCAAGAUAAGGUUUGUCGUGAAGGGUCACUUUGGUCUGGGGGAAAGGACACAAGCAACGCAAGGUUUUAUUUCACUGAAGAUGGGUUCGAUUUCACACCACGAUUUUCAAGGAGGGUGCACUAAAAUCGAGAAAGAGGAGGGACAGGGCAUUGAGGAAGACGCGCAGUCGUUCCACGGUGUCGGUGUGUGCAAAUGGUUCAAUGUGCGGAUGGGUUUCGGCUUCUUGUCUAUGAACCGACGAGAGGGAGUUCUGCUUGAAGUUCCAGUUGAUGUUUUUGUCCACCAGAGUAAGCUACACAUGGAGGGGUUUAGGAGUCUGAAGGAAGGUGAGGAGGUUGAGUUCAACUUUAAGAAGUCUUCCAAGGGUCUGGAGUCUGUGCGGGUGACAGGGCCUGGAGGAGUGCACUGUAUAGGCAGUGAAAAGAGACCCAAGGGCAAGACUGCUCAGAAACGCCGCUCCAAAGGAGACAGGUGUUACAACUGUGGAGGUUUAGACCACCAUGCAAAAGAGUGCAAGCUGCCUCCUCAGCCAAAAAAGUGUCAUUUCUGCCAGUGUGUUUCACACAUGGUUGCCAACUGCCCAGCCAAAGCCCAGCAGUCCUCACCGAGUUCUCAGGAAACACCUUUCUCUUUGAAGGGAAAGGAAGAAAUGGAUAAUUAUUCCCCUCCACCCACCGAGAUCAUCAAUUGAGGCAAAAGUGCACAGAGGACUUUGGGAUGGAGCUCACAAGUCAAUCAUACCACUACAAUAAAAAAGGUGAACAUAGGUUCUGACUAAUGCUGCUUUUGGAGAACCAUUUUGUCUUUGGUGUAAUACUCAGGGAUAGAAUUGUUUAUACUCAGGGAUUUUCACCAUGCAAUAUUGAAUCUCAAUAACAGAAGUGACCUCAAUGUAUCUGACUUUUGAUUAUACUUUUCUACAUGCUUUGAUAAUGCUGACAAGAGAAUGUGACAUUUUGUCUGUCUGACAAAGAGCAGAGGCUGUGGAGACAAUACUCUGUAAAGAAUGUGUAUUUCAGGGAUAUUUAUUGUCAGGUUCAGGGUCUGGAACAGAGCUGGGGUGUGUUUACAAUCGACUGACCUCACCACCUGGGGCCAAAUGAAUGUUACAUUGGUAUGGCUUGCCAGUGAUUUCUUGUUUGUUUUAUCCCUGUUGAGUUAUAGAUUGUGAUUAUUUUAAAAUAACAAUGUGUUAAUUUCAUUGAUUAUUUGCAAACUACACUAUGAAUUCAACUGCUACUCAUGCCUGUGCUAAUAAUGUUUGCCUUUUUUUCUUUGACCGUUAAUUUUCUAAGAGUUUAUUCUUUUGAUGAAAUCCAUGUUUAAUUCACUACAAUGUUGCCUCAUUGCCUCCUCAGCUGCCAGACAUGUUUAGAAAGAAGAGGUGCAUGCAGAUCUAGCCUUACUAGUCUUUAAAAAGAAGCUAGCAGACAUUCUUAUACAUUUAAUAUAUACCUUAUAUGUUAACUUAUAAGAAGAAUAUUUAUUACUGUGGCUUCUCCUCAAAUACCCUUUCCUUUACAUUGAUUUUAUUGUAAACAUUCAUCCUCUUCUCCCAUUAUUUAUGAAAUGUUUAAUUUACAGACUAUGAAAAAUCUACUAUGCACAAUUUUGUUAGAUGAAAACGAGUGUUGGGAACUUUAUGUAUGCUUAUCAGUGCAAGUCUGCACUAAUCAUGGAGCUUAUGCUUAUUUUACUGUUGCCUAUAUUUGUUUCGAACAAUUUUUAAUUUU
Tachysurus vachellii is the source of this 2089-nucleotide messenger RNA. RefSeq names its product lin-28 homolog Aa (gene lin28aa). The transcript has 5 exons. NCBI's taxonomy places the organism in Eukaryota, Metazoa, Chordata, Actinopteri, Siluriformes, Bagridae. Gene Ontology annotation, molecular function: zinc ion binding; nucleic acid binding. Bases 319 to 1047 code for a protein of 242 amino acids. The record is from RefSeq and is a predicted model, not a curated record.